This is a messenger RNA of Bombyx mori (domestic silkworm), 1413 nucleotides long. RefSeq lists its product as uncharacterized. The transcript has 3 exons. NCBI's taxonomy places the organism in Eukaryota, Metazoa, Arthropoda, Insecta, Lepidoptera, Bombycidae. The record is from RefSeq and is a predicted model, not a curated record. The coding region runs from base 1 to 1413 and encodes 470 amino acids.
AUGUCGGGGGGGACAUCUCCCCCCAUUAUCAGCACGCCCGGUCCGUCCCGCAAGGGACGCCAAGCGAUGGCGGGAAUUUUCGCCCAUCGCUCCCAACCCACCGGCCCGGAAAUGGACUCCGGAAAGGACGACCGGCCCAGGCCUUCGGUCGCAGCCCAGGGGACUCCGAGGAUUCGUCCAGAGGAAACUUCGUCUCCCCCGUUGACGGAUCGCUCUGGACCCCCUCGGCCGCGAAAGAAGGUCAGAUCCGAGUCCGACCGAAGCAUUUCCGAAGCCCAGGACAAACGACCCCGAAUUGGACCCUCGUCCAAAUCAAUAAAUGAAGCCGAAGAGGAUGAGGACAGCGAGGAGACUUCCUACGAGACAACGGACUCAGAAUAUGAGUCCGAUGUAACUCAUUCUUCUCGCUCCUCUUCUUCCUCGAGUAAGGAGUCCCCCCCCACUCGCAAGCCCAUUCCCAGACCGAGGAUGUGUGUCGAGACGGCCGUGGCUGCAGCAGCUAAGCAGCUGCGUACGCCUCCUCGGUCUCCCUCUCCUCCAAUCUCACCCAUUCCAACAAUCCCGCGCAGAGGUGCCCCCAUUACAAGCUGCACAGUGGGCAACCUUGAAUCAACAAGGUACAUGGACCUCGAACAUUCCAAACCUACGACCGGUGCACCCGAGUCCCCGACCCCUUCAACUUCAUACGCUGCUAUGGCAGCCAAGCAAUUCGCUCCCACCAAAAAUACUCAAUGUAAUCCCCCUGCUCCAGGUAAGUCCGGUAACAGCGUGGUCCCCCGCCGCCAUCCCCCUAUUAUGGUCGAGGCGCUCCCCAAUUGGUCCCGCCAUAUGGCGGCCUUAAGGGAGCGCUUGGGGAGGGCCCCAUCUGUGCGUCCAUAUGGAACAGGGUUUCGAUUUCUGCCUGCGUCGGGAGAAGAAUAUAGGGUUGUCCAGGCCUAUCUCGUCGGGGUCUCCUCCACAGACAAUGCCAUUAAAUGGUAUUGUUACGCGUUGGAGGAGGAGAUCCCGGCGAGGGUGGCUAUUCGAGGACUGCCUGCCGACACCGACCCGACAGAAAUCGUUAACUCCCUGAAGGAGCUAGGGUUUCCGGCUCGCUACGCGCGGUGUAUACGGGCCAAGAGAGGGCGGCCAGGUUGCGUCUUUUACUUGAGGGAUGGCGUUCGAGCCGAGGACCUGCGCAGUGUCAUCGCUGCCAGGCCUUCGGACACGCCUCCAGCAACUGCCACCGAGCGGUCCGCUGCGUACGAUGUGCGGGAGGGCACGGAUGAUGGGGGUCACUAUUCCUCCCCCCGUACCGCCAGCGACGCGUGCCGUUCAAGCCCCUACCCCCGCUCCACGUAUCGCUCCACUCCCAUCUCGGAAGGGCAAGGGCAAGGGAAAGACAUCCCAAGCCCCUACUCUCCCUCCGGUUAA